Messenger RNA from Phalaenopsis equestris, 659 nucleotides. RefSeq lists its product as uncharacterized. Gene Ontology annotation, molecular function: DNA-directed DNA polymerase activity. The transcript has a single exon. The annotation marks the transcript as partial. The record is from RefSeq and is a predicted model, not a curated record. NCBI's taxonomy places the organism in Eukaryota, Viridiplantae, Streptophyta, Magnoliopsida, Asparagales, Orchidaceae. Gene Ontology annotation, biological process: DNA replication initiation.
AUGAGCGUAGAUGAAAAGCGGCUACUCAUUAUGGCUUCACCUAUAGCCAGAAAUAUUGAUGCCUCAGAACAAGAUGAAAUUUUAAUUCGUGCAGAUGAUUUCGCUAAAGAAUGCGGCAUAAAACUCAACUCGGCUUAUAAGCAAAUUGAGAUAGCAUCGAGAAAAUUAAUUGAUCGCUCAUUCUCAUAUACAAAUGACAGAGGUAAAAAAGUUUAUUCAAAUUGGGUUAUUGAUGCCACUUAUGAGGACGCAGGGGUAUCCCUGAGAUUUACAUCUAUAGUGCUGGUUAUGCUCAAAAUUUUAGAUAAAUAUAACCCCUAUACACGGUAUAAAAAAGAUGUGGUUUUAAAGCUAAAGAAAGAUUACUCGAUUGAUUUCUAUCAUUUAGCUAAAAAAAAUCAGGCUAAAAAUGGCUUUGAGCUGACGCUAGAUCAAAUGUUCUCGGAGUUUGGACUACCAGACUCAUAUAGAGAUUUGAGAAAUCUGAAGCGCAGGGUGCUAAAAAAUGCUAUGGAAGAAAUCAAUGCGGUUACAGAUAUUAGCAUCGAGUAUAUGCCAAUCAAGCAAGGACGCUCGGUAACUGGCUUUAAGUUUGCUGUUAAGGAAAAACCUAAGCCUAAAACUAUAGGAGUAGGACGAGAUCCAGACACGAUUGAUAU